This is a messenger RNA of Macrosiphum euphorbiae (potato aphid), 2034 nucleotides long. The record is from the annotation of a GenBank genome assembly. NCBI's taxonomy places the organism in Eukaryota, Metazoa, Arthropoda, Insecta, Hemiptera, Aphididae.
AUGAAAAGAAUCAUUAUUGUUUUCGUGUUAUUUGUUUGUGUAUCGUGUGAUUCCCGUAAAAAUGAAGAAACCAGACUCAACGCAGAUAGAAAUAACCGUCCAGAAUCACGGUGUUUACAUGCUAAAAAUAAUGCUCUUAAGAAAAACAAUAAUUUCUUUCGGGAUGAAGGAAUUCAAAAUGUGACAGUAAUGAGAGACGAGCCUGCAGUUGUAGAUUCGAAUCCAGCUAAGAUACCAUCUCUAAUGGAUCCAUCAAAAUCUGUUGGACUGUUAAAUCCGAUAGACGUUGACCUGGCCGAUCGAUGUUUUCCCAAGCCCAGGUGUGAUCCCGAUGCACCAUUUAGAACCAUAGAUGGCGGUUGUAACAAUUUGAAUUUUCCUGUUUGGGGACAAGCGAAUACAGCGAAUACCCGAAUUAUCAAUGCAAAUUACUUGGAUGGUAAAUCUCAGCAAAGAAAAGCAAUUUCUGGUCGCGAAUUGCCAAAUUCCAGACACGUACGAACGACUUUAUUCUUAGACAUGGAGAAACCUGCACCAGAACAUAAUGUAUUGGUCACACAAUUCGGACAAAUGAUUGCACACGACACCGAAUUGGCCUUUCCUAAACUUUCAGUAAAUGGCGGUAAACUCGAGUGUUGUAACCCAGACGGUACGACUCCAAAAUUUCUGCCGAAAGGGUGCCUUCCGAUAACUAUCCCUCAAGACGACCCUGGCUCGAAAAAACGAUGCUUGUCCAUUCCACGAUCAGCUGAUACAUCGGACAUAGGUUGUCAGAUCCAACCAGUCAGACAACUUAUUGGUGUUAGCAGUUUUAUUGACUGCUCUGCGUUGUACGGUUCAGAUGCUGUUACAGCAAGAAGCUUACGUACACUUAUUAAUGGCAAGCUUAAAACACAGCUUGGACCUAAUGGAAAAUCAUACUUAUCAAAUGUCAAAAAACCAACACAAUCGUGUAACGUACCUACAGAUAACUCGGUGUGCUACGCUUCGGGUGAUCCAAGAGUUAACCAACAUCCCAAUAUGGCAGUCAACACAAUUUCUUUAAUGCGAUUACAUAACAUACUGUGUGACGAGUUUAAAAGAUUGAAUCCCAAGUGGAACGACGAAAAAAUAUACCAAGAAGCCAGGAGAUUGGUCAUCGCAAUGUAUCAGCAUGUCACAUACAAUGAAUUUUUGCCGGUGAUUUUGGGUAGAGAUUAUUGCAGAGCAAAUAAUUUAUUACCGUUAAGUAAUGGCUUUGACGAUAAUUAUGACGCAUUCUUGAACCCGACUACAUUUACUAGUUUUACCGCCGCUGCGUAUAGAGGUCUCCACAGUUAUAUACAAGGAUCCAUGGAUUUAGUUAGUGAAUCCAGACAAACCACAUCUACGUUACGUCUAAGCGAUAUUUUUUUGAGACCCGACAUUGCACAGAAUAAAGACAAUUAUGAUAGUCUCAUCAGAGGAAUGCUCACUCAACACUCGCAGGGUCAAGAUCAAUUUUUUACAAAAGAGAUCACUGAAUUCCUAUUCAGAAGCCCAAACAAAACGGACGGUUCUGACUUGAUCACCUUAGACAUGGAACGUGGCAGAGAUUUCGGUGAACCCCCUUAUAAUAAAUUCAGACAACUGUGUGGAUUGAGAGCGGCUAGAACGUUUGGAGACUUUACCGAUCAAAUAAGCAAAAAAAACGUAGAUGCCUUAGCUAGCAUCUAUGAACACGUGGACGAUGUUGACUAUUACGCAGCUGGAAUUUUGGAAAAACAAAAACCUGGAUCCAUAUUUGGCCACACAUUCCAAUGCGUUAUCGGUGAAAUGUUUUUCAGAUGGAAAUUUGGCGACAGAUUUUAUUACGAAUUUGGAAAACAACCGGGUUCUUUUAGCUUAGACCAACUUAAAGAAAUACGAAAAACGACAUUGGCUUUCAUAAUGUGUGUGACGUCAGACAUUCGUCUCAUACAACGGAAUGCAUUUGAUGUGCCCAGUGGUCGAAACCCAUUGGUAUCUUGCAACUCAAUAACAAAACUCAAUUUGGCUCCUUGGAUAGAUAGUUAA